UAUUCGUAAUCAUUCGUUGGAGACCAUUCGAGAUUGCGUGAUCGUGGAAUACAUUAGUCGAAUAUGCUAAUUGCGAAUAUCUACGAAUAAUAUGCUUAUUCAACAAAAUUUUUUUUCUUUAUACAAGUGGUCUUAAAUUGAAAACAUGCAAAAUUGGUACUAUCGAGACGUCUGUACGAUAUAUCGAACUGGCACGUGCGUUAUAUAACCUCACACAGUGCAAGUCUUCGUAGAACUGCCGAUGAAUAAAACAUUCCGGUCCUUUUACUUUCGCGAAUUUGAGAUUCUAAAUAAAAGCAAAGAUACAACGAAGCAAAAUAUUUCUGAUAUCGUCAAGGAGCAAUUGAAGUCGAAGAUUUCAUCAUCGAAAAUUGUUUACCGAAAGACACGUGGAUGACACGAAAUUCUACAGUAAAUUAUAUAUUUUACGCGUAUAGGUUACAAAGAUAACCUAUAAACCUUUAAGGAAAAAAAUGAAGUGAUAUCAGGAAAGGGAGAAUAGCGUGUUCCAGAAACUGCCAAGUGAUUCCAUGACCAACAACCAGAAACAUUUGUUAAGUGUGUAAGAUAAUUUAAGCAAACAUAGAGAACGGUCAAGAAUACAGUCCUUUGAGACAAGAAGACAAAAUGCUGACUCAACGACUGAGUAAUCGGAGAUUACUAGUUGAUUUCCUCGCAUUGAUGUUUGGUUUGGGUGCUUGGAUCGGUGUGAAUGGUAUUUAUGUGCAACUGCCCCUCAUAGUGCACACUGCUCCAGAAAAAUGGAGUCUACCUGCACAUAUGGUGAUACUAGUGCAAUUUGCCAAUUUAGGACCCAUAUUAUACACUUUGUACAUAAAAUAUACUGCUUGGGCAUAUGACAGAUACAUUAUUUAUGCCUUGAUGGCUGCAGGAGCAUGUUCCUGUAUUGCAUUGAGUCAACUGCACGAUUAUACUUCGUAUGUGUUUGGCAAGAAUCAUUCAACUGCCCUGCUGUCAUUGAUGUUUGUAACAGCCCUCGUUGGAUGUACAAGCUCUGUGCUUUUUAUACCAUAUAUGAGGUACUAUCGUGAAAUUUACCUAGUAUCUUACUUGGUCGGCGAGGGAUUGAGCGGAUUCGUGCCGAGCAUAGUUGCGUUGAUUCAAGGUGUCGGUAAUCCUGAAUGCGUAAAUGUUACUAAGCCAGACUCAAGCAAUUUGGAGUUUGCUGUUGUUCAAUCAGAUCCGAGAUUUUCUUCCGAGAUAUUUUUUGCCUUUAUUGGUAUUCUACUCUGCUUGAGUUUUCUCUCAUUCUUAGGCUUAAAUAUAUUGCCGAUAGCACGCGGAGAGAGAGUUAGACUUCCUAGCAGUAUGGAAAUGUUGCCGACCGACACGACGGCACCGCCGAGCUACAAAACUAAUUCCGGGUGGAAGAUGCCGAAACAUACUUAUUACUAUUUGUUAGUCAUGUUAGGCGUAGUCUGUUUUCUCGGCAAUGGUACUUUACCGAGUAUACAAUCGUAUUCUUGUUUACCAUAUGGCAAUGUGGCAUAUCAUUUGACUGUCACGUUAGCUGCCACAGCUGGUCCAUUAGCUAUGUCCUUAGGUUUCUUUGUAAAAAUGCCCUCGGUUAAACUUCUUAAUUAUCUUAUGGCAAUCAUGUUAACACUUUCCAGUGUUGUUUUAUAUCUAGCCGCGAAAUCGCCUCAUCCUCCUUUCCAACAUUCAUGGGUGGGUGAAAUGAUGGUAGUUAUUAUAUGGAUACUGCUUUGUGGUCUCAUAGGAUUCGUAAAAAUGGGUAUUACUACGUUAUAUCGGCCGGAUCCUGGAAGAGGUCUUUACUAUACUGGCGUAGCGACGCAGAUUGGAUCUUUGAUAGGUGCAAUAACCACGUUUGGUUUAGUCAAUUAUGCAAAAGUAUUUCAGUCUUAUUCUCCUUGUGCAUCUUUUACAGGAGAUUAACAUAUCUUGUACUUAGUCUUCUCAAUUAUUAGCAUUGAUAAUAUUGAUGAAUCAAUAUUCUCUGCAGUUACAAGGAUUAUUGGCUGUUUGAUAACAAGUUUUAGUUCCUAUUAUAAAGUUCUAUACAAAUCACGAAAUGAAGUAUAUAAUUAUGAUUUCUAUUUUUAUUUUAGAAAAACAUUUACUUAUUAUUGAUUUUUAACGUAUUAAUUUGUUAGUGCAUUAUUAUAGAACUUAUACUAGUUACUAAAUUGUGAUUAUGAAUUAGUGCUAGUACUAGUACUUCCAGUUUUAUGGAAAUAGAAAUCAAUCUAUUAUAUUUUUUAAAUUUGUUUCAGGGAUUAAACGU
Molecule: messenger RNA, 2269 nt
Organism: Linepithema humile (Argentine ant)
Lineage: Eukaryota; Metazoa; Arthropoda; Insecta; Hymenoptera; Formicidae
Product: solute carrier family 52, riboflavin transporter, member 3-A-like
Biological process (GO): riboflavin transport
Cellular component (GO): plasma membrane
Molecular function (GO): riboflavin transmembrane transporter activity
Source: RefSeq, a predicted model, not a curated record